This is a messenger RNA of Aplosporella prunicola CBS 121167, 1806 nucleotides long. RefSeq lists its product as uncharacterized. The coding region runs from base 109 to 1575 and encodes 488 amino acids. The transcript is spliced from 2 exons. Gene Ontology annotation, biological process: box H/ACA sno(s)RNA 3'-end processing; mRNA pseudouridine synthesis; rRNA pseudouridine synthesis. Gene Ontology annotation, cellular component: box H/ACA snoRNP complex. Lineage: Eukaryota; Fungi; Ascomycota; Dothideomycetes; Botryosphaeriales; Aplosporellaceae. Gene Ontology annotation, molecular function: pseudouridine synthase activity; RNA binding. The record is from RefSeq and is a predicted model, not a curated record.
GGAAGCGACUUUCCAUUGCCAACUGCACCUCUUUCGCAGCGGCAACAGCGACGUCCAGCAUCUAAUUUACAGGAAGGGACUGCCAGAAAACUCCUCCAGCCUUUCACAAUGGCCGCCAUAGUCCCUGCCCAGGAUGCGGACUACACCAUCAAGCCGCAGGCCAACGCGCCUCCGGUCGACAGCAGCGAGUGGCCCCUCCUGCUGAAGAACUACAACAACCUGCUGGUUCGCAGCGGUCACUUCGUCCCCAUCCCCAACGGAUGCGCUCCUCACAAGCGCGACCUGAAGAGCUACAUCUCUUCCGGUGUCAUCAACCUCGACAAGCCCUCGAACCCCUCCUCCCACGAGGUCGUCGCGUGGAUUAAGAGGAUCCUGCGUGUGGAGAAGACUGGUCACAGCGGUACCCUUGACCCCAAGGUCACUGGCUGUCUCAUUGUCUGCAUCGACCGCGCCACCCGUCUCGUCAAGUCGCAGCAGGGUGCCGGUAAGGAGUAUGUCUGCGUUAUCCGCCUCCACGACAAGAUCCCCGGUGGCGAGGCUCAAUUUGCGCGUGCUCUCGAGACCCUCACCGGUGCUCUGUUCCAGCGCCCUCCCCUCAUCUCGGCCGUCAAGCGUCAGCUCCGUAUCCGUACCAUCCACGAGUCCAAGCUCUACGAGUUCGACAACGAGCGCCACCUUGGUGUCUUCUGGGUCAGCUGCGAGGCCGGUACUUAUAUCCGUACCCUUUGCGUUCACUUGGGUCUGUUGCUCGGUGUUGGCGCGCACAUGCAGGAGCUGCGCCGUGUCAGGUCCGGUGCGAUGAGCGAGCAGGACAACAUGGUUACUCUCCAUGAUGUUCUUGACGCGCAGUACCUCCAGGACAACAACAUGGAUGAGUCCUACAUCCGCAAGGUUGUCUCUCCUCUUGAGACUCUGCUCACUUCCUACAAGCGCAUUGUCGUCAAGGACAGCGCUGUCAACGCGGUCUGCUACGGUGCCAAGCUCAUGAUUCCCGGUCUUCUCCGCUACGAGUCUGGCAUUGAGGUCCACGAGGAGGUUAUCCUCAUGACCACCAAGGGUGAAGCCAUUGCUCUUGGUAUCGCCAUGAUGUCCACUGUCGAGCUUUCGACCUGUGACCACGGUGUCGUUGCCAAGAUCAAGCGUGUCAUUAUGGAGCGCGACCUGUACCCCAAGCGCUGGGGACUGGGCCCCGUCGCUACGGAGAAGAAGCAGCUCAAGGCGUCCGGCAAGCUGGACAAGUACGGCCGCACCAACGAGAACACCCCCGCCAAGUGGAAGCAGGAGUACACGGACCUCACGGCCACGGCCGACGCCGCUGCGCAGCCGCUUGCUGAGACGACCUCUAAGCAAGACGUUCUGUCCGCUCCCCCCGUCGCUCCGGACAAUGAGGAGCUUCCCGAUGCUCCGGCCUCUGUCAACGGCGAUGCCGAGGCCGACAGCAAGAAGAGGAAGAGCAAGCACGAGGGCGAGACGGCCGAGGAGCGGGCUGAGCGCAAGCGCAGGAAGGCGGAGAAGAAGGAGAAGAAGGAGAAGCGCAAGUCGCUGAAGUCGGAAAAGGACGAUGACAGCGACUAAGGGCAUGGCAAUGCAUCGCAUAGUUGGGGGAGGAUAUAGUCACGUGAAGGAUGGCGGUGUAGAGCAUUUUGCUUUGGCGGAAUACGCAUAGCAGCUUUUUCUUGGAAGGCUACGCUGAGCUGUAUCAUACCUGUGGGUGGAGUUUACCGGGUUACGAUGGCGCAUUAUGGGAUAGGCUGGGACCGGGCUUGUUCAUCAGCCUUUGAAUACGAAAAGCGAAUUUCUCUCGAC